AGGAUUGGUUGGAUGGCCACCAGUUCGGGCUUUUAGAAUGAAUAACAUGGCCAACCAGUACAAAGACAGCAUUCCUGAAUCUAAUACAAGUGAACAGAAGAAGAAAAUCCACAACUCCAACUUGAAACAGAAAGCCAUGGUUUCCAAAGAGAUCAAAGACAACAAGAACUUUGAUGGCUCUCGUUUCGUUAAGGUGAAAAUGGAUGGUGAUCCUAUUGGUAGGAAAGUUGAUUUAAAUGCACAUGAAUCGUACAAAACACUUGCCCUUGCUCUGGAGAUCAUGUUCUACAAACCCACCUCUUCUUAUGGAAUGAAACCAUUGAAGCUAUUAGAUGGUUCUAAUGAGUUUGCACUGACGUAUGAAGACAAAGAUGGGGACUGGAUGUUGGUUGGAGAUGUUCCAUGGAGGUAAUGGUUAAUAUUAGUCUCAUAUCUUAAAGUUCCUAGAUUUGACA
This is a messenger RNA of Dendrobium catenatum, 455 nucleotides long. Its product is annotated as auxin-responsive protein IAA10-like. The transcript is spliced from 2 exons. Gene Ontology annotation, cellular component: nucleus. Gene Ontology annotation, biological process: regulation of DNA-templated transcription. Lineage: Eukaryota; Viridiplantae; Streptophyta; Magnoliopsida; Asparagales; Orchidaceae. The record is from RefSeq and is a predicted model, not a curated record. Gene Ontology annotation, molecular function: protein binding. Bases 38 to 412 code for a protein of 124 amino acids.